GCAAAAGGAAACUGUUAAAACAAUUCAGGAACUCUAGCUAUUUCUAACUGCGUUUCCAAAAUGGAGAGACCGAUGGUGAGUGACUAUGGAGCAAAUUACGGCACAGUUAACCCGGUUUAUGGAUCACCAGCAGUAGCAGCCAUGGCAGCCCCACCCGCGGCAAGCGUCCAUCAACCUUCCGCUCCCCCGGCAAACAUGUUCGAUUCGGUCCCGGGAUAUGAAGGAACAGUGGCUGGCGGAGGAGGUGGGUAUCUCCCUCCUCCAAUGCCAACUGUACCGAUGCCUGUGCCUGAACAAGCCCCCAGCCCACCAGACUGGCAUAUACCUUCCAUCUCAGAGGAGAGAGCACGCGAAGCUUUUGCAACGUACGUCUCCAGUAAGUGCUGCUAUAGUUCUGACCCCGUCAAAGAUGGAGUUAUUACCAACAUGGAGUCCUUUAACACCUACAGGUAUCGUUUGGAGACCUUCAAUGAGUCCAGAUCUACUGAAUGGAGUCAGGAGCCGUUUGCAGGGCAGCCUGUGGAUGCUGGUGUUCAACCUGCUCCAGGACCGUGGCAGAUUGCAGCUCAACCCCCGGCCUUCUUUCAAGAGCACAAGCAGACCAUUAGAGUGCCCUUCACUUCCUCAGUCAAGAACUGUCACCAGUGUCUUGGAAUGGGAAGAAACCCCUGUAACACCUGUGCGGGAGCUGGAAGCAAAGCCUGUUGGGUGUGUAAUGGUUCUGGUUUCCGCCAAACUAAUGACCGCUGCAAUCACUGCAAUGGCCGUGGACGUGAAAACUGUAGUCCAUGUAGCGGCAACGGCUCUUGUCAGUGUGACACCUGCAAUGGGAAGAGACAACUGAUCGUCUUCAUCAACCUCAAUGUUAAAUGGAGCACUGAGAAGGAUGAUUUCUUAGCACAAGAUGUGAGUGGUCUACGAAUGGAAAAUCUGGAGAAGGUUUCAGGGAAGGAGCUCUUCAAAGACGCCCAGUAUAUGGUCUAUCCUGUGAUGGGCUUCCCAGACUUUUCUGUUGCACAAGCUUCUGAGCGCUUAGUAAGAGACCAUCAGGUGAAAUACGCCCAAACCUCCCGCAUAUCACAACAGAGGCAGACCAUCGAGCUCAUUCCCAUAACCAAAGUGAGCUACAUGUGGAAAGGAAAAUCCCAUGUUUACUAUGUGUAUGGAAAUGAGUUGAAAGUGAACGCUGAGGACUAUCCCGCCACCUGCUGCUGUUCUGUGAUGUAACAUCAAAUACACCUGACCUGACAUACAGUAGAAGUGCAGUAUAAAUACUGUAUAUCCAUUAAGAUGAACAAAUGUAAUGGUUCUGACGUAUAGGCAAAAUAUACAUCAAUACUUGACAGACAGAAGUAAUCAUCAUGUGAUUCAAUAUGACCAAAUGUCAAUUACUAAACCUCUCUUAGAUUAAUACACUUUUUAUAUCAUUAUAAAUAAUAACAAUAUAAUAAACUGUGAGAUUUUUUU
Messenger RNA from Rhinichthys klamathensis goyatoka, 1467 nucleotides. It is a transcript of the gene ssuh2rs1, whose product is annotated as ssu-2 homolog, related sequence 1. The record is from RefSeq and is a predicted model, not a curated record. Bases 61 to 1227 code for a protein of 388 amino acids. The transcript has 13 exons. Lineage: Eukaryota; Metazoa; Chordata; Actinopteri; Cypriniformes; Leuciscidae.